Messenger RNA from Salvelinus sp. IW2-2015, 1686 nucleotides. Its product is annotated as plexin-B2. NCBI's taxonomy places the organism in Eukaryota, Metazoa, Chordata, Actinopteri, Salmoniformes, Salmonidae. Gene Ontology annotation, cellular component: plasma membrane; semaphorin receptor complex. Gene Ontology annotation, biological process: semaphorin-plexin signaling pathway involved in axon guidance; regulation of cell migration. Gene Ontology annotation, molecular function: semaphorin receptor activity. The record is from RefSeq and is a predicted model, not a curated record.
CCUGCCCAUGCGUUUCUGGGUGAACAUCCUGAAGAACCCKCACUUCAUCUUUGACGUGCACGUGACGGAGGUGGUGGACGCGUCGCUGUCCGUCAUCGCUCAGACCUUCAUGGACGCCUGCACCAAGACGGAACACAAACUGACCCGGGAAUCUCCCAGCAACAAGCUGCUCUAUGCAAAGGAGAUCUCCACCUAUAAGAAGAUGGUGGACGAUUACUACAAGGGAAUCAAGCAGAUGGUCCCAGUCAGUGACCAGGACAUGACACACACCUGGCUGAGGUGUCCAGGGAACACACAGACACGCUGAAUACCCAGGCAGCCUUGCACCAGCUCUACCAGUAUGCAGCAAAUACUAUGACGGGAUCAUCCAGUCUUUAGAUGAGGACCCAGCCGCCAGAGUAAACAGCUGACUCUGCGGCUGCAGCAGAUAGCCGCCGCCCUCGAGAACAAAGUCACCGACCUUUAACCUCUGACCCCUAGAGAAGGGGGGAGGAGCUAUGGGACCACUCUGUAGACCAGAUGAGGGGGACCGGAGACUGAGGCAGACUUCAGUUACAGUAUCAACCAUGAAGAGUUACACAUAUCUCUUCCCCCUAGAGACAUGAGAAACUGUGGGAAACUAUUGCGUUUUGGCGAAAAUACUUGUGAAGGAGCAGAGCUACUGGGCCAAAGUUGGACAGGAUGAUCCCUAAUCAUCAGUCUCCCUCUCUCUCUCUGACUCUAUGGAUCCUAUAUACUGAAUGAGCAAGGCCCUUCAGUACAGUCCCUGAGUGAGCUAGCAGACUGUAAACCCAGCCUACGGUAUAGUCCCUGACUGAGCUAGCAGACUGUAAACCCAGCCUACGGUAUAGUCCCUGAGUGAACUAGCAGACUGUAAACCCAGCCUACGGAGGAUAUACGGUACACCACCACUGACCAACCAUAGCAACUAUACCUGUCAGUCCCAUGAUAUACAACCUGGUGUUGAUGACUUACAGCUUGUACAGAUAAUCAGAUGUUUAAUGUGCUCCAGAGUAGACCAGAGUUAGGAGAGUGGUGUUGUAUGUAAAUAUAUUUUUAUGGCACAGGCUUUAUGCAAAAGACGCUUUACAUACCAAGAUGAAAUUAUUUUUAAAAAGGAUGGAUGGGCAAAACUAAGUUUGUUAAUUUGUGUUUUUAAAAAGUUUCUAGAAGCGAAGAAGCAGGGUGUUCCAUGAUGUCAUAUCCUGUGUUUAAUCGAUUGGUUGCUUACUGUGUAAUCUGCAUUGCCAUUGGCUAGUUAUGACUGGUUAAUCACUUUGUUUUUGUCAUGAUUUGUAUUUGUCGUUGAUCUAUUUUUGAUUUGGGUUCUCCGUGUAGWGCAUUAUGCAGGGGAAUAGGAUGCAGCAGCCUUGAACCACUUCACAUGAUGACCGUGUCACUAUUCCGGGUCAGCGCUCCCCUAUACAGUAGUAAAACAAGCCAAACAGACUCAAAGAUGAAGCACAUUCAUACUGUACCAGAGACAUCAACGUCUCCCUGAAACUAACUGGUGGACCAAGUUAGAGCUCACACACGUUAGGCUUUGGCUCGACUAAGUGCCCAAUACACAGUGGACCUGAAGAUCUUCUCAUUUUUAUACAAGAAAUAAAUCAUUUGCCUUCAUUUUUCCAUCUUGGGUSCAGAAAUAGUACGUAUGUGGAUAGAUGAAUCAGGGCUCUGUUAAUC